Planococcus citri (citrus mealybug) is the source of this 2317-nucleotide messenger RNA. Its product is annotated as neprilysin-1-like. Gene Ontology annotation, cellular component: plasma membrane. Gene Ontology annotation, molecular function: metalloendopeptidase activity. Lineage: Eukaryota; Metazoa; Arthropoda; Insecta; Hemiptera; Pseudococcidae. The transcript is spliced from 16 exons. Gene Ontology annotation, biological process: protein processing. Bases 126 to 2222 code for a protein of 698 amino acids. The record is from RefSeq and is a predicted model, not a curated record.
CAAAGUCGAGACUCGAGAAGAAAAAAUAUGUGAAAACCGCGACUUUACGAAUCGUCUCAUUUUUAGUACAUAUAAAGUAGAACACUUUCAUUUUAAGGACCCUUGGUACCCUCGAGGCAUAAAAUAUGGCACAUUUCAUUCACCAUUUUAAUUUGAUUUUUAUUUUAACAUCGACAUUGAUCAUUUCGGUCAUCUCAGGUAACAAACAAAUUUGUGAUUCGGAAGAAUGCAAACAGGCAGCUCAAUAUUUGAAAAGUUCGAUGAAUAUUAGAACGAGGCCUUGUAGCAAUUUUCAUCAAUAUACGUGCGCAAAUUGGGGAAGAUCUCAUUCGCAAUAUGUAAAUGUUUCACAAUUGAGAAUUGAUCGUCAUGAUUUGGAAAUUUUAGAUUACCUCAAUAAAAAGAAUAAUGGUACGAAUGAACCUAAAGCUAUUAAAAAAGCAAAACAAGUGUUCUCUUUAUGCCUAAGAAAUGAUGCCUUUAAUGGUGGCAGAAAAUCGCUUAAUAAUGCUCUCGAAAGCAUUACUCGUAUUGAAAAAAGAGCAAUUAUGAAAGAUUAUUCAACUGCAGUAGCAAAAGCUAGCAGAUUAGUUGGAGUUCAUAUUUUUUUCGAAAUUACUGUGUUACCUGAUCCAAAGAAUAAUACAAAAAAUAUGAUUUGGAUUUUGAAACCAUCUCGUCACCGACUACUUCAAGGAUACUUUAAUCCUGACUUAUUUGAAGAAAAUACGGAAAAGGAUGACUCACCGAAGAAAAUUUACAAAAAUUAUCUAAAGAUGAUCGAAGGACCUCGACUGCAAUCUGCACCCACCAUUUUUACGCUGCAAGAUUUGCACUAUUUUUCUGAAAAUAUUUCACAACAAAUUCAUUCAUCCGUUCCUAAGUUCAAUUGGACCAGAUAUAUCGAAGAGAUGUUCACUGAUUUAGAUGUUUCAUUGGAUUUCAACAACCCUAACAAAUUUUGGAUCGCGAUAGAUGAUUUGAAUUUCAUCAAAGAAAUGUUGACAUUCAUUUACGAACUAAAUAACGUGGAAAAAAUUGAGUACAUAAUUCGACAAGAGGUCACGAAAGUGUUGGAAAUUUACACAGGAAAGACAGAAUUCGAACAGUUUGGUCAGUUUGCUUUUAAUCGCCGAAUCGAUCGGAGUCAAUCGUGUAUUAAAUUAGUUAGUUCAUUAUUCCCAAUAGCACUCAGUUACAUGUACAUAAAAGAUGACAAAUACAACGAAGCAAGAUUCCAAAUCUACGACAUAUUUCUUCAUGUACAAAACAGUUUAGAAAAAAUCAUUAGACGAGUAUCGUGGAUGGAUAUAAAUACUAAAGAAAGAGCUUUGAAAAAAUUGGCAUCGAUAAAAUCUUUGGUUGCUUAUUGUAAAGCUGCCGAACUGACUUCUAUUAUGGAUCAGCUGUAUGAGGAAGUCGAUAUAACUGGAAACAUACUCGAAACUGUGAUCAAAUUAAAUAAAAAUGCAAUCGAACAUAAUUUAAAAUCAGUAAAUCGUAGAAAUGAUCCAAAAACAGAAAAAUGGUUUUCAUCAUUAUCAUCUUCAAAAUUAGUUUACCUACCGCAACGAAACACAAUAACUAUUCCCGCCAGUUUAAUAGGAAUACCAUAUUUUUACAAGGAUGCUCAUGCUCUAAAAGCACUGAAUUAUGGAUCAAUUGGUUUCCUAAUAGCUCGUGAAAUGAUUCAUGGGUUUGAUGAUUUGGGAAGGGAAUAUAAUGAAAAAGGGAACAUUGAAAAUUGGUGGUCAAGAGGAACUUUUCAAAAAUACACGGAAAAAGCUAAAUGUUUCAUCGAUGCUGAUCACGAAAAAUAUAAAAAAGCAAAUAGCACAUCAACAUUAAGGGAAGACAUUUCGGAUCACGGAGCUUUUAAAAUUGCCUUGUUUGCGUAUAGAAAUCAUAUCUUUGAAAACGGCGAUGAAAAUCUCCUCACGCAGUUUGAGGGCUUCACUCAUGAACAACUGUUUACUUUAGGAUUUGCUGGCGUAAGUAAUUUGUGUCAUUACUAUUCAAGAAAAGGGACAACUUGGGUACAUAGAUUUGUGGAAAUUGAGAUGAGCACUUUAGAGUGGGUUGGAAAAAAAUGUCGGAAGAUUUUAACCACAGUCAGUAAUGUUGAGUUUAAAGUUGAACAAAAAAUUUUUAGCUCCGAUGAAGGUGUCCCUGAAGCCGAAGGGGAGAAACACCGAAACUAUAAGAAAAACGUACCUGCAUAAUACAUAAAUGAUAUGUCACAUGAUUUACAUUUUUUAAAAUACGUACUUGAUCAGUAAAAAUGGUCAAAAUAACUCCCAAAAUUAAUAUUAAUUAC